Strongylocentrotus purpuratus (purple sea urchin) is the source of this 9377-nucleotide messenger RNA. RefSeq names its product E3 ubiquitin-protein ligase Su(dx). NCBI's taxonomy places the organism in Eukaryota, Metazoa, Echinodermata, Echinoidea, Camarodonta, Strongylocentrotidae. The coding region runs from base 224 to 3043 and encodes 939 amino acids. Gene Ontology annotation, molecular function: ubiquitin protein ligase activity; protein binding. The record is from RefSeq and is a predicted model, not a curated record. Gene Ontology annotation, biological process: ubiquitin-dependent protein catabolic process. The transcript has 21 exons.
CUGUACGAAUCCAUCUUGUGACUGGUACUAGUGUUAUUCCUAUAGUAAUCCUAUGCAGAUUGCGAUUGUUAUGUGCUGCCCGUUGAGAAGGACAAGGUACCGAGUUACAGGAUUACUUGUUUAAUUAUUUCCAGCAAAAUGUCGACAAUUUUUUGACGAUUUUAGUACAUUUCAUAGCUAAUCACUGGAUAGUUCAAACCGUGCUUUACUAAGCAGUGCAGCGAUGGCUGAGCAAGAUGGUGGGACAUUGUCCCAACUCCACGUUACUAUUCAAUCAGCAAAUCUGAAGGACACCAACAGCAGUUUCUUCAGUGGAAAAGGAGAUCCUUACGUUGAGAUGGUGGUUGAUUCACAGCCCCCUCGCAAGACAGAGGUUGUCAAGAAGACGUGGAACCCCAAGUGGGAUGAACAUUUCACUGUGUUGGUUAAACCGACAGCAGAGCUACAGUUUAAGGUCCUGAAUCACUUCAAUAUAAAGAGCGAUGUCAUGUUAGGAACAGCUUCUGUCAAGAUUCUACCCCUUCUGGCCAAGCAUAAUGGCAAUGUCAAGAACGUGAAGCUACCGGUAGAGCUGAGGUCAGAGGGCAAGUCGUCGCAGAAGAGCGGGGAGCUCCAUCUAAUCCUGGAUGGUCUGAGUAUAUCCCAGGAAGCCCUGGCUGCGCUUGGAGCAGUCAGCCAAAACGGUCCAUCAUCGCAAGUGAAUGGAGAGGUGUCAGCGGGAGCUGAGGGGAUGACCAACGGUAGAUCAGAUGGUCGGAUAGCUGCCCUGGCUAAUGCCAUGGCCGGUACUCAAUCAGACUCCGGUGGUAGUGCCAAUAAUUCUCCCUCCUCAUCAGCGUCUGGAGCCAGAAGGAGGGCUGCUGCACCUGCUAGGCCAUCACAACCUCCGUCCAGACCCACUCCUGCCCCUAGAUCAUCCACAAAUUCAACCACAGCUACCACUGCUGCCUCCGGUGGUAACCGAUCCUCAGCUGCGCCCUCCACCAACACCACCAUGGCCAACAGACCCCUCCCUUCACUUCCUGCAGCCACAGCAGGAAUAGCAGGAGCUGCUGGAGCCACUGCUGGAGCCGCCUCGGCUGCCAGUGCAGCUCAGACGGGGGCAGGGGCACCACCCCCUAUCACAGGACCACCACCCCCUAUCACAGGACCACCACCCCCUAUCACAGGACCGCCACCCCCAGCAGGUGCUCCAGGAGCAGGACCACCUCCAGGAGCUCCCCAAGGAGCUCCUCCUGGUGUAAACCAGUCUACUGCAGGAGCACCCCCUGGAAGGAGUGUAGACCUUAACAACCAGCCUCUACCAUCAAAUUGGGAGAUGAGACUGGACCAGCAUGGUAGACCAUACUAUGUGGAUCAUAACACACAGACUACUACAUGGGAGAGACCCAUGCCACUACCAUCAGGAUGGGAGAGAAGGAAAGACCCUCAAGGCAGGAUAUACUACGUUGAUCACAACACACGUACCACAACAUGGCAGAGGCCAACACUGGAUUCAGUCAGAAACUUCCAGCAGUGGCAGGUACAACAUGCACAACUCCAACAAACUGCCAUGCAACAGCUGCAACAACGACUUUAUUUACCGCAAGCCGCAGGAGGUGUAGACCCCAGCGAUCCCCUGGGAGCUAUGCCAUCUGGCUGGGAGAAGCGUACUGAUCCUCACCAGAGAGUAUACUUUGUGAAUCAUCUGAACAGAACGACACAGUGGGAAGACCCAAGAACACAGGGACAGGGAUCAACAAGUAUGCAGGAAGCCCCUUUACCCGAUGGUUGGGAGAUCAGGUACACCAAGGAAGGUGUCAUGUACUUUGUAGAUCAUAACAACAGAAGAACAACCUUCACAGAUCCAAGGCCGAGUGCCUCUAAAGGUCCCAAAGGUGCAUUUGGUGUGCCUGUCGCAUACGAGAGAAGUUUCAGGUGGAAGCUGGGUCAAUUCCGCUAUCUAUGUCAGAUCAAUGCACUGCCUAGUCAUGUCAAGAUCAGCGUUACAAGGAAUACAUUGUUUGAAGAUUCUUUCCAUCAGAUCAUGAGGUUACAAGCGUUUGACUUGAGGAGACGAUUGUACAUCAUUUUCAGAGGGGAAGAAGGUCUUGAUUAUGGUGGAGUUGCAAGGGAAUGGUUCUUCAUGUUAUCACACGAGGUGCUCAAUCCAAUGUACUGCCUGUUUGAGUAUGCUAACAAGAAUAACUACUGUCUACAGAUCAACCCAGCCUCAUCAGUCAACCCUGAUCAUCUCCAGUACUUCCGUUUUGUAGGAAGGUUUAUUGCUAUGGCACUAUACCAUGGUAAAUUCAUCUACAGUGGCUUCACUAUGCCGUUCUACAAACGCAUGCUCAACAAGCCUCUAAGCCUCAGGGAUCUAGAGAGUAUAGACCCAGAGUUCUAUAACUCCUUGGUCUGGAUCAAGGACAACGACAUAGAUGAACUAGACAUGGAGAUGGCGUUUGUUGCAGACUUUGAGAUUCUGGGGAAGGUAGAGACAGUCGACCUGAAGGAAGGUGGCAAAGACAUCGAUGUAUCAGAGGAGAACAAAGAAGAAUAUAUACAUUUGAUGACUCAGUUCCGCUUCAAUCGUGGUAUAGAGGAGCAAACCAAGGCUUUCUUAGAGGGUAUGAAUGAGGUCGUUCCUCUACAGUGGCUCCAGUACUUUGACGAGAGGGAACUUGAGCUGAUGCUAUGUGGAAUGCAGGAGUUUGACGUAGAUGACUGGUACAGGUGCACCAUCUACCGUCACUAUACGAGAGAGAGCAAGCAGGUACAAUGGUUCUGGAGGGCUGUACGUGAGAUGGACAAUGAGAAGAGAGCGCGUCUACUCCAGUUUGUCACUGGAACGUGUCGUCUGCCCGUUGGUGGAUUCACUGAGCUUAUGGGGAGCAAUGGUCCACAGAAGUUCUGCAUUGAGAAGGUUGGAAAAGAAACAUGGUUACCCAGGAGUCAUACAUGUUUUAACCGUCUUGACCUGCCGCCUUACAAGAGCUACGAACAGCUAACAGAGAAGCUGACCUUUGCCAUCGAAGAAACGGAAGGAUUCGGUCAAGAGUGAGAUGACCGUCUAACUCCUCCCAGCAAGACUGUCAUGUCCAUCCUUGGAAUUCUAAUUCAGCCAAAUUAUAUUGACCACUGGAAUCAGAAAUUUCUUUGAAGCUACACUAUCUGACUAAUAUGAACUUGAAAUGUGACAAGCUUUCAUACAGACAGGUUAUUGUGAUUCAAAAUCUUUGUGGCCAAUGAGAAUGGGAUAUAGCUUUAUGAGACAGCUAGCUCGUCAUCAAUGAUAUUAUCACGAUCGUCAUGGAGAUAAUGAACAAUUUCAUCAUACUGAUCAGCUUUUGUCAUCCCUAAACAGCAUCUAUCCUUAGCCUGGAUUAUAGCUACAUCAUUGUGUCAGGAUUCAUCACAACCUUCCCUCAAUGCAGUGUGAUAUUUAUUCAAAUUAUCAAUAUACAGAGCAAAUGAUUCUUGUGAAGCUUUAAUUAAUCUGCUUUUGCGUCGUAAGGGUCUCGGCAGAUCAAAAGGUCCUACAUGGAGCAGCGUUUGAAAAGUGAUUCUAGUAGCUUUAGAACUGAUGACAUGAUUAUACUCAUGCCAUACAUAACAGAUGUUAGAACUACCCAGUGGUAUUUUUCAUUUGAGACUUCACUCAUUAAUUGGUUCUAUAAUGGAUCAUUGCAUAAUCUAUAGAUGAAAAAAAAAAGCAAUCUACCUUGUAUUUAGAAGAAAAAAUAUUGGCUCAGCAGCUCUAAGUUGAAAAAUUUAUAUUUUCUUCAGCUUAAAGGAAAAACAUGUAAUGGUACUUGUUCUGGAACAAAAGCAGACAUGAUUAUGAAAGAACAGUUUGUUUCUCUAACAUUGCUUGAAGUGAGAUUUCAUUCAUCUAGUUAUUUACCACAGGUAAAUAUGCCUUCAAUACAAUACAAAUCCAGUACAUUUUGAGUUCAAACAAAAGAUUUAAGAUGUUUUGGUACUGGUUAUGAAAAGAUACCUCUACACUCCUAGUAGUUUUAAGGAAAUGACAUCAAGUCUUUGAUUGAUCCUUGCAUAAUGCAUGCAGAUCUAAUAAAGAAGGAAAUUAGCUUUGAUAUCGCUGCCCAGAGCCAGAAGGACGUUGGCUGAUCCUUAAUGCAGAAUGAACACCCUUCUGGCUCUCAGCAGAAGAUAGAUCCAGGAAUCAGGCAUGGACCACGUGCAGUAUACCCCAAGCACAGCUCUGCAAUCACUGCCAUACAAUGAAUACACACCCUCAAAAGUACAAGGAAAUGCCUGGCUUUGACAAUGAUAUUGGGACAUCAAUGCGUGACGUAGACCUUGCAUGGUGUCGAUGACUGACGUGUGUGUCUGUUACGCUUCAGGAUAACCUAUGCUGACCUUAACUGGAACAAAGUGUGAAGAUGCUGUUUUUUAAAUUUAUACUUGAUUGUUUUUAUGGAAGACGAUUACUGUUCUGCAUGAUGUGAUAAAGACUUGUAGAGAGGGAGAUGAUGGAUAUGACAUAUCUGCCAGCCGGAUGCAAUAUCGCUAAAGAUACAAGAGUAGCAAAUUAUUUUUAUAUUCCUUCUAGAGAAACUCUGUAUAUUUAGUAGGUGGCUGGCAGAAAUAGUCAGUAUCAAUGAAGGUGCUGAUGGGAAGGAAGCAAGCAAAGCAUAGCUUUAUCAUAACCAUUAAUCGUUGAGUGUGUAAAAGACAUAUCCUGUUCAGAUGGAGAUCCACUAUAUUAAGAGUCGAACAGAGAUGAGAAACCAUGUGUAGAUGUUCCUGAAGGAUGGUCACAUCAGAGAUCAGGAUUUUCUUCAUUUUAGAGGCAGUACCGGUAAUUUAUAUAAAACAUGAGAGUCCGUGAUUACAAAACUCAUGUUUCCCUUUCAAAUGUAUAGGAAGUUGGUCGACUCUGUGAUCUAUAUCAACUAGGAAGUCAACAGGGGAACAAUCUAGUUCUUCAUUUUAUUUAUCAUGAAUUAAACGAUGGAAGGAAUAUUGUUCCGAUACUAUCUGUGCAAUUCUUUGUGAAGGCACACAGAACAAAGAAAAAAAUAAUCAUAUAUUUCAAAGAAUAACAAAGUUUUCAGUUGUAUGCGUUGAUUUAGUAUAGAUGUCGGGUAACUAAUGAGAAUGAAGCAUUAUGUUUAAUAAUCUGAUGAACCAUUGUGAAGCAUACAUCACAUAGGACUAUAGCCUACCUGUGAGUCUCGUAGAUUUAUGGUGUCCUACAACUACAAAUGCAUAAUGCAAUGUAGCAGAUCUUUGCAACAAACUUUCACCAUAGGUAUAUAGCCAGUGCUGAAGAAAUGAACAAUCCUGGGACAAAGUCCUAGAAGGUGGAAUUGAAGACUACCGGUAUGAAAUGAAUCUGCAGAGCCAAAAAUGCAUUCAAUAAGAUACUUUACAUAUUAAAGGAAUAAUGCCCUUUUGGCUUUCAGCAUAUGGUGGUCAUAUAUUCACUGUUCUCUCUUCAAUGAUUGUAUACCUGUUCCAGCAGUUAGGUUGUGGUGCCAAUAUUUGGACAAGAAAAGAUUUAUCUUCGAUCUUUCUUUUUCUUGUCAAAAUAAAUGUUCUAUGGAAAUAUUUUAUUUAACAUUGUUACAGUUAUACAAAAUUCUGCUACCUUAUCGUAUAUUUUACGACUUUCUUAUGGGUGAGAAUGUGUCACAUAAACUUUCAUGCUUGUCCAAGACUGAUUAAUUAUUAUAGGGCAGUCCUGUUGUAAUAGGGAAAGUGGCAAACAGGAAGAAGUCAUUUUUGUACUUUUCGGUGUACACCUGUAUGUACUUUUUAUUUCUAGGCUUAACAUUGGUGUUCAUUUAAAAAGGAGUGUAUUGUAACUUACAUAUUGUCACUAAACAUCCUGAUACUGGUACUUUAAUGAAGAAUAAUAGAUGAAGUUUCAUUUUUUUCUCGAUCUGUUAAAUUAAUAUUACAUCUCCACUGUGAGGAAAAGUUUUCAUUUACAGUAUUUUUGAUGAAUUCCCCAAAUUAAUCUUUUAUUUUUCAUUUUAGAUUUACGGUAUGCUUUAACUAAACCAGUACCCAUGUCUAACAUUAUCAUCUACAAUAAAAUAAGUAAUAUUUUUAAUGUGCCAUUCUGGUUUGUUAAUUUGAAUUUAUGCAUUUUGUAUAUAUUUAUAAAUAGACAGAUUUAUUCAAUCUCAGACAUAUCAUUAUGUUUUUAUUCAUUUCUUGUAAAAGUGUGCAUUCACCCCGUCAUGUUCGUCUAAACCCAAUGUUCCAAUCGUCCUUGGAAUAGGAAACUUCUGGCCAAAAUUGUCAAAAUGGAUAAUUAUCUUGUCGUUUACACUGUAACAUUCAAAUUGAUUUGGAAUUGUCUCAUAUUUAGUUGUCGUGAGGUAACCUUCUCCUCGGGUAAUGUCAAUUUGCCUUUUUAAAUGGGCUGAUAGGAUUUAUUCUAAAGUUCUACAUAGAAAUAAACACCACUUGACAAGGACAGACUUGGUCAAUUUUGAUUUCAGUUCUUGGCUCACUCAUCUAUAGAUUAAGAGUUGGCUGGAACAUCUGGUUUAGACGAAACUGCUUUGUAUAUUUUUAAAAACCAGUCAUUGUUUUAUUAUCCCCUCAAGGUUGAAUGAUGCCUUGUAAAGUAAGGAAAAUAAAACAUUUUCUGGCAUUUUCCAACAAAAUUUAUAUUACUUUUGCAUAUGCAUGAUGAUUUUCAAAGUCAAAUCUUCACUGAUUUGGGCCAAUGUUGAUUUUUCUUGUUUUUUUUCUUGCUCUAUCAUUCUAAUUGAAAUAUUUCUUUUGUCUGUGAUUUCUGCUGCAUGUAAUAGUGCAUACUUCUAAUUCGGCUUUCUAAUUUGUGCAAUUAACAACACACUGUAGUGGUAGUACUUACUUGUCAAUGGCUUAUAUUACUUUGUAUAGUUUGUGUUUGGGGCAAAGGUAUAGCAAGUGUGAUUUACUUUGUCUUUUCUCUUAUGUGGAAAUUUUAUCUAAUUAUUGCUACCAAACAAACAUAUGUGCCCUUAUAUGCUUCUCACAUAUACAAUACACAUGAUUUGAAUCAUGUUGCGAGAGAGGCAGGUAACAUUGAUAUGCGAUUGUCAUAUUUGGUACAAAUUUUUCUUGUCUGUUGGAAACCCUUGAUUCCAAUCAGUUUUUUGAGCAGAUGUUUACUUAUUUACCAUGUCACCUUGUGUGUGGUAUGCAAUAUGCAUGUUUUACCAGUGCUGUAAGAUAAAUGUACUGCCAUGACACAGCAUAGACAUACAUGUUCUCACUCUUCCCACAAAGGGGUUGUGCAUGGUAUGAGUAGUACCCACAGCACAAGAAGUAGUAGCAGUGAGAAUGUACCCUUUGUCAUAGGAGAUUCAAGCCCAAUGUGAUCGACAUGGUUCUUUGUGGUAACAUGUUGCCCUCUCAAUUCAUAGAAUGAUGUAAAUUUUAAUUUAAUUAUCUACCGGUAUAUAUAUAAUUUAUAUGAUUUUCAUGUACAUUUAACUCCCAUUUGUGUUUUGUAAGAUACCAUAACAACGCUUGAGGUAUAUAUUGGAUCUGUCUUCAGUCAUUCAAAUGUUAAAUCCUUUUUUUAAUGAAUUAAACAAGAGUAAUUUGAUCCCAAUUUGCAAACCACAGCAUAGAAUAGUGGGUCUACAUGAGAUAAUUUCUUUAUUAUGCUUGUCAACCUGUCAGGCAAGCACUGCAAGCUGUAUGAGUCUUCACAACAGACCUUUUUGUGUUGACAAUUUUCAGCGCCAUUCAUCAGAAGGGGCAUUCAAUUGUAAAUCUUUCAUACCUAUAUUCACCUGUGAUUGUAAGUUUAGUACCCAUUAUCACUUUGCAAAGUGUUGUGUAAUACUAAAAUGUUGUCUUUUGUCAUCUAGAAGUAUGAAUAUGACAUCUUAUAGUGUUAUGUAAUCAUCAGUGUGUUCCCUUGCUCUGUUCGCUUAGCUCCUGAAUCAUAUUUGCUCAAAGGGGUACAAUGUAUGCUUUAGUCCAAAUAAAAGUAAGUGCCUUUUAUUCUCUUGAUAAUCAGGAGAAUAUAAUCUUUCUCUGUCAACUCUCAAAGAGGGGAUAACUGCAUAGAUACCUUUCUAUAUCCUAAUGUAUCUGUUUUAGGCAGUUUUUCAUUUCUCAAUAGUGUACUAAAAAAGAAAUUCCUGGGUCCUGUUGCCUAAAACUUAUCAUUGAUGGUAAAUUUGCUUUCAAUGGCAACUACCAUGGUAACAGGGCUCAACAGCCAAUCAAAAUCAAGGUUUCCAUGGUAGUUACCAUUGAUGGCAAAGUUACCAUCAAUGGUAAGUUUUGUGCAACGGGGCCCAGUACUUUUGACAAUGUAUAACUUGCAAUUUCUGUUUCCUGCAGUUUACAUCAGUAAUGCCCAUGUUGUACAAAUGUAAAGAGCAAGAAGACAUUAACUCCACGGCUUGCAAAUUGAGUCAAUGCCCUUCUUGCUCCAAGCAGAUGAUGUCAUAUAUACCAGGCAGUCUCUUUUUUACACACAUCCAUCAAACAUAGAAAAUCGCUCAUUUCUUGUACAGAUUGAAUCUUCUCUUAACCACAUCUGAGAGAUAUCAACCUUUAUAAUAUGAUUUUUUUUAAAGAUUGACUCUGUUUCUACAUUAUAUAUGUUGUCCUUUAGGUUUCAAAGACCUGCUUCUAGACAAAGACAUUUUCUAAAAUAUCAACGAUGUGACAUGCCCAAAAUGAAACUGGCAUCGAGUGUGAAUAAGUAGUAGAUUCCAUUUCAGGUUCUGUGUUUGUGAAAAAUAAAUACAUUUAUUUAGCAUACUAGUACUUUUUUGAAGAAAACAAAUAGUCUGAAUUUGAAUAUUUUGUAUGUUGUCUAGAACUUGGCAUGUUCUUCGAGAGACAAAAUUUGAAAUGAUGAAAUGAACAAUAAUAUAUUUUAUAAAAUGUUGCUCAUCUUGAGGUCAUGCAUGUAUUAAUAUUUCUAUUUCUUUCUGCCCCUUCAUCUUAUGUAGAUAUAAAUUCUGCUCAAUUUGACCAUCCGGUCAUAGAUAGCUUCUCAAAGUGAUGUAUUUAACUCCUUUUUGAUGUGACCUUUGCAAUGGGUUUGAUGGUUAAUGGCGAACCUCCAAAGAAUCAUUCAAAUUUCUUAUGAUAUCUGUAUUCAAUCUUAGGCUCUAUAUUCUUCAUGAUAUUGUACCAAACACUAAUGUUUCAUUGUAUAAAUGUCUUUUUAAAAUUCUGUUUGCACUCUGUCUUUGCUUUGUGUGAAUUAUGUGUUCUGUGGCAGAGAUAUUGGAGAAAAAAUAAACACAUGAAUAUAACAUAGUCUUGAGAAUUGUAUCAUAGAACUUGUAAUAAAGCACUUGUAAAUCAGUAAAUAAUACAAAAAAGCAUAUUAUGGAUUGGUAUGAUUUAUGUACAUUAAUAAACAGAUGAAAUGUAUGACAUGGAUCAACAAA